Molecule: messenger RNA, 465 nt
Organism: Purpureocillium takamizusanense
Lineage: Eukaryota; Fungi; Ascomycota; Sordariomycetes; Hypocreales; Ophiocordycipitaceae
Exons: 1
Coding region: 1-465 (154 amino acids)
Source: RefSeq, a predicted model, not a curated record
AUGGAUGGAUGUAACAACCAUCGACAUAUAUCGUCACUGCUGCAGGAACAUGAUCCGUCAAAACAACAUGACGACACCAUCAGCAGCAGCAGCGUGAGAAUAACCGGCCAACCCAACCCAACUCCACAUAUUGAUUCCAGACAAUCGUCCUGGUUCGCGCGCAUCCAGCAACAGCUGCCCCGCAUCCAUUCUCCAACCCCCCACGUUUCUCACCCUCCUCCUCCUCACCCUCCUCCUCCUCACCUGCUUGCUCCCCCUCACCGCACUGCUGCUCCUGCUCCGGCGUCGCACCGGACCAUCGGGCCCAAGGUGGUGGUGGCUUUUGCGGCGUCCGGGACCCUGAACCGCAUUUUGACUUUGACCUACAACCACCGGACCGCUCAGCCACGCCGCCAUAAACGCACGUCGUCGAUGAACCUCAUUCGCAUGGUUCACCUAUAUAUUUUUUCGAGCGGCCAGCUGUGA